AUGGCUGCACGUGCCGCCGUGGCGGUGGCCAACAACAACAACGCCAACACCAACGCUUCAUCGUCUCAAGUCGCUUCCAACUACAAUGACCUAAUCAAGCUAACCUGUUGCCAAAUUCCUGCCGUCUCUACUUCCCCGAACCACCAACCACAACAUCAGCAACAUCAACAACAGCAUCAGCAGCAGCAACAGCAACAUCACCAGCCCCCGGCGUGGAUCGCCAAUCGACCCCUUCCUCUGCCGCCCACUUCAGAGAGCCAGUCUAAUCUGGUGAACACUGUCGAGUCAAUCUGCAACAGUCAGAUCAGCGCCCUUCAGUCGACCGCCACCAGACCGGCACUGAGUCGAAUUCCAGCAAUCACCGAUUGCACUGUCCCACCGUUGCCGCCCAAGCCGACGCCUACCAUGCAACUGCUGGCCUCUCAUGUUCCUAAAGACGAUGCUGCUGCUGGUUGCUCUGUCGGCACGCCAGCAAUACUACCUGAUUCUCUGCUGACUUUGGGUGAUGGGGACUCUGCGGAGGACGGCGAGCCCACUCGGUCGUCCAGUCCCAUUCCGCAGCGACGUCCCGGCGCCAAGGACACCCCUUCAUCGAAGGUGAAGCUGUACAGUCCAGCGGCGUACAAGUUCUACAUGGAGCAGCACUUUGAGAAUCUGAUCAAGAGCACCAAACAGAGGGAGCUACGCCGUCAGCAGCUCGAGUCGGAGAUGGCGAAGGUAGGUUUGAGCGAGCAGGCGGCCACUGAGAUGCGCCGAAUGCUGCACCAGAAGGAGUCCAACUACAUUCGCCUGCGCCGGGCGAAGAUGGACCGCUCCAUGUUCGACAAGAUACAGACCAUUGGCGCCGGUGGCUUCGGCGAGGUGGCCCUGGUGCGGAAGAAGGACGCCGACAUACUGUACGCAAUGAAGAUUCUCCAGAAGGUGCGCAUCUUUGAGGAGAACCAGGUGGCCCACGUCAAGGCGGAGCGGGACAUUCUCGCGGAGGCGGACAAUGAGUGGGUGGUGAAGCUGUACUACAGUUUCCAGGAUGACGCGUACCUUUACUUUGUCAUGGACUACAUCCCCGGCGGCGAUCUCAUGGGACUGCUCUGCAAGCUGGACAUUUUCAGCGAGCCACUGGCCACCUUCUACAUUGCCGAGUUGGUGCUGGCUUUGGAGUCCGUUCACAAGAUGGGAUUCAUUCAUCGGGACAUUAAGCCGGACAACAUCCUCAUUGACCGCGACGGUCACAUCAAGUUGACUGACUUCGGUCUGUGCACUGGCUUUCGCUGGACCCACGACUCAAAGUACUACAAUCACAAUCGAGUCAACUCGAUGGACUUUGACAUGGUCCCACUGGAGCGACGGAAGCACCGUCGAGAGCACCAGCGCUGCCUGGCCCACUCCGUCGUGGGAACGCCCAACUACAUUGCUCCUGAGGUGCUGCUCGGCCUGGGCUACACGCAGCUUUGUGACUGGUGGUCAGUAGGCGUCAUCCUCUACGAGAUGGUCGUCGGUCACCCGCCCUUCUACGCGGACAGCAAGCCUGCCAUACAGCAGCGCAUCAUCAACUGGCGCCACGAGCUGGUCAUCCCCCCGGAGCCCCGGCUCUCCACCGACACCAAGCGCCUCAUUCUGGGACUGUGCUGCGAGCCGGAGGCCCGUCUGGGACGCAAUGGCGCCGACGAAAUCAAGCGUCAGCCUUUCUUCAAGACGAUCGACUUUGAGUCGGGACUGCGCAGUCAGCCGGCGCCGUACGUGCCUCGAAUCGACCACCCCACCGACACCAGCAACUUUGACACGUCGAUGAUUGACCAGGACAAGUCAGGACUGUUCACCUCGGAUGAGUUCACCAGCAGCAGCGAGUACGUCAAUGAAAUGUCGGACAUCUUCAACGGCGACAUGCCUGGCCCACUCAGGCCCAACGGUGGCGGCGGAGGUGGUGGUGGUGGUCACCGGAAGAAGAGGGCCCCGAACAGCGACCCCUCUGACCCGAACCAUCCGCAGCACGCCUUCUUUGAGUUUACCUUCCGCCGCUUCUUUGACAGCAGCGGCCAGGCGAUACCGAUUCGAGGGUCGGGCGGCUCCGGCUCGGUGACGGACGGCUCCGUGGGAGCAGGCACUGACACUGAGUCGCUGACGUACGGCUCCACGGACGGCGGCGGUGGUGAUGGCUGUGGAGAUGGCGGUGGUGAUGGCUGUGGUGAUGGCUGUGGUGAUGGCGGUGUCUGCUCCACGACCAUCACCACCACCACCACCUCCAGUGUGCAGUAA
Molecule: messenger RNA, 2253 nt
Organism: Rhagoletis zephyria (snowberry fruit fly)
Lineage: Eukaryota; Metazoa; Arthropoda; Insecta; Diptera; Tephritidae
Source: RefSeq, a predicted model, not a curated record